CUGGAGUCAGUAGGCCUUGCUGUUUGUGUUGUGCUGCAUGCGGGGUGCAUUAUAAAUGCAGCCAGCCAGCGGGCCCCUGGCCUCAGAACCUAGGAACACACCGGUCCCUGAGAGUCUGUGCAAGCCUCACCGAGAUGAAGCUGCCAGACCAGGAGGAGUUUGAAGUCUCCAGUGCUUGUGAAAAUAUACCCACAGGAGAGCUGGACAGUGGCCCUGGCUCUGGCCCCAGCCCUGACGGCCCCUUAGACACAAACAGAAGGGAACAGGGGGUACCCAAGGACCCUCUGCCUUUCAUUCAGCUGAAUGAGCUGCUGGGCUGGCCCCAGGCACUGGAGUGCAGAGAGGCAGGCAGCUCUCCUGUGUCCCCACUCCUGAACCUGGGAGAGAUGCCCUCAGUAACACUGUCUGCCCCUCUUCACCACAGGUGGGUGCUGUUUGCGGAGAAGUUGGAAGUGGGUGCAGGCAGGUGGAGCGCCCCCGUGCCCACCGUCGCACCGCCCAGCCUCCAGAAGCUCUGCAGCCUGAUGGCCAAGGGCCUUGUCCUGCUGGACUGUCCAGCUCAGAGCCUCCUGGAGCUCGCGGAGCAGGUGACCAAAGCGGAGUCGCUGAGCCCAGAGCUGAGAGGGCAGCAGAGACCCCCACACCUCAUCCAGACCACAGGCACCAGCCCCUGCUGAGGAUCUGCUCUUCCAAGAGAGGCUUCUUACGAGGAGGAAGCCCCCCUGAAGGGACAGUAUCAGAACCCUCUGAGACAGAAGCUCCCACCAGGGGCUGAAGCAGGGGCUGUGCUGGCAGGAGAGCUCGGCUUCCUGGAACAGCCAGUGGGGGUCUUUGUGCGACUGUGGGAUCCAGUGGUUCUGGGGCCCCUUACUGAGGUGCCCCUCCCCAGCAGGUUUUUCUGCCUUCUCCUUGGCCCUCCCACACAGGGAAGGGGCCACCAUGAGAUGGGCCAGGCAGUGGCCAUCCUCCUCAGUGACCCGCAAUUCCAGUGGUCAGUUCGGUGGGCCACCAACUUUCAUGACCUUCUGGCAGCCCUGGAUGCUUUCCUAGAGGAGGUGACAGUGCUCCCUCUAGGUCGAUGGGACCCAACAGCUCAGAUUACCCCGCCUAAAUGUCUGCCUUCUGAGGCAAAAAGGCUCCCCUCGCAACUGUGGGAGCCCAAGAGUCCCUCUGCCCGGCGAAGGACCCCGGCUGAGGACAGGCACGGCCGCGGGCCGCACGGCCACCCGGAGUUGCGGCGGACUGGCAGGGGUGGAGAGCUGGGGCUCCUUGUCCAGGACGUGCGCCAGAAGGCCUCGUGGUACCCCAAAGACUUCUUGGACGCCCUGCACCCCCAGUGCUUCUCGGCCGUGCUCUACAUUUACCUGGUUACCGUCACUAACGCCAUCACUUUCGGGGGUCUGCUGGGAGAAGCCACCGACGGUGCUCAGGGGGUGCUGGAAAGCUUCCUGGGCACGGCACUGACUGGAGCUGCCUUCUGCCUGAUGGCCAGCCAGCCCCUCACCAUCCUCAGCAGCACCGGGCCAGUGCUAGUCUUUGAACACCUGCUCUUCUCCUUCAGCAGAGAUCACAGCCUGGACUACCUGCCCUUCUGCCUGUGGGUGGGCAUCUGGGUGGCCACCUUCUGCCUGGUGCUGGUGGCCACGGAGGCCAGCGUGCUGGUGCGCUACUUUACCCACUUCACCGAGGAAGGCUUCUGUGCUCUUAUCAGCCUCGUCUUCAUUUAUGAUGCCAUGGGCAAAAUGCUGACCUUGACCCAUGCCUAUCCCAUCCAGAGACCUGGCUCUCCUGCCUAUGGCUGCCAGUACACAGACCCAGGAGGAAAUGAGUCUCAGUGGACAAGCACAAAGCCAAAAGACAGAGAUGACAUCUUCAGCGUGGACCUAGGCCUGGUCAAUGCAUCCUUGCUGUCCCCACCUGAGUGUGCCCGGCAGGGAGGCCGUCCUCAUGGGCCUGGCUGUCAUACAGUCCCAGACAUUGCCUUCUUCUCCAUUCUCUUCUUCGUUACUUCCUUCCUCUUUGCCAUGGCCCUCAAGCACGUAAAGACCAGCUGCUUCUUCCCCUCCAUGGUGUGCAAGAUGCUGGGUGACUUCUUCUCAGUCCUGGCCAUCCUGCUGGGCUGUGGCCUCGAUGCCUUCCUGGGCCUACCCACGCCGAAGCUCACGGUGCCCAGAGAGUUCAAGCCCACACUCCCUGGACAUGGCUGGCUAGUGUUACCUUUUGGAGCCAACCCCUGGUGGCUGAGUGUGGCAGCCGCCCUGCCUGCCCUGCUAUUGUCUAUCCUCAUCUUCAUGGACCAGCAGAUCACAGGGGUCAUCCUCAACUGCACCGAAUAUAGACUGCGGAAGGGAGCUGGCUUCCACCUGGACCUCCUCUGUGUGUCCGUGCUGAUGCUGCUGACAUCAGCUCUUGGGCUGCCCUGGUAUGUCUCAGCCACUGUCAUCUUCCUGGCCCACAUGGACAGUCUUUGGAGAGAGAGCAGGGCCUGUGUCCCAGGGGAGGCUCCCAGCUUCCUGGGCAUCAGGUGAGAGCAGAGGCCGACGGGCCUGGCGGUGUUCAUCCUCACAAGAAUCUCCAUCUUCCUGGCACCUAUACUCAAAUUCAUCCCAAUGCCUCUGCUCUAUGGCAUCUUCCUAUACAUGGGGGUGACAGCAAUUAGCAGCAUCCAGUUCACAAAGAGGGUGCAGCUAUUAUUGAUGCCAGCAAAGCACCAGCCGGACCUUCUGCUCUUGCGGCAUGUGCCUCUGAGGAGGGUCCACUUCUUCACAGCCAUCCAACUUGCCUGCCUGGGUCUGCUUUGGAUAAUCAAGUCUACCCCUGCAGCCAUCAUCUUCCUCCUCAUGUUGCUAGACCUGGUGGGGGUCCGAAAAGCAUUGGAGUGGGUCUUCUCACCACAGGCACUCCUCUGGCUGGAUGAGCCGAUGCCAGAGGAGAGAAGCAUCACUGAGAAGGGGCUGGAGCCAGAGUACUCAUUCAGUGGAAGUGACAAUGAAGAUUCAGAGCUGAUGUAUCAGCCAUAGGCUCCGGAAAUCAACAUCUCUGUGAAUUAG
This is a messenger RNA of Orcinus orca (killer whale), 3050 nucleotides long. RefSeq names its product solute carrier family 4 member 9 (gene SLC4A9). Gene Ontology annotation, biological process: bicarbonate transport; regulation of intracellular pH; monoatomic anion transport. NCBI's taxonomy places the organism in Eukaryota, Metazoa, Chordata, Mammalia, Artiodactyla, Delphinidae. Gene Ontology annotation, molecular function: solute:inorganic anion antiporter activity; monoatomic anion transmembrane transporter activity; sodium:bicarbonate symporter activity. The record is from RefSeq and is a predicted model, not a curated record. Gene Ontology annotation, cellular component: plasma membrane; basolateral plasma membrane.